AUGGGCAGUGUCUCCGAGGUAGAAGUCAUGAAGCCCGCCCUCAACGUUCCCGUUGAUUCACAAGCCUCGCUGCUUCGCGACAGGACAGUGCGGCAGGGCGCGGUGCCAGGGCUUCGACUCAAUACCGUCCAGCACCGCCAACGAAUUUCUACUGCCGAUCAGAUAGAUUUUCGCGUCAAGUUGCUCCGCAGCCUCCGCCUCAAGUGGGAGAAAGACGACACCGAGGCCAAGUUUUUGAACUUAGUUGAUAUGAUUGAAUCAGACGGUUGCGCCCUAUUUGGCGGCCUGAUCGACCCGACCAUCUUCGAGAAACUUGUAGCAAAGUACGACAAGGUCCAGUCACGAUCGGGCAACAAUGCUUUCAUGCACUCAUAUGUCAACCUCGCAACUGAGCAUGAUUUCUUCCUGGGGGGCAACUAUAUUGAGGCAUUUAGCCAUCCGCUGCUCAUUGCCCUUGUCUCCUACCUUCUUGGGGGGUCUAUCCGCAUCGUGGAUUUCAGAGGGAAAGAUAACGAUCCCAUGUCGAUCAAUGCCCAGGACAAUAUGCUUCAUGUCGACAACACACCUUUCAAGGAGGAGUACAAAGUUUUGCUGAACUGGCGCCGAGGGCAAGUGAAAGGUCCCUCAGGUCAAAACUUCACAUUUUUGCCGUGGACUCACAAGGGCAACCGAGACGUUCUUGUAGAUGAGGAGGGACUGCCCUGGUCUACAGAGAGAGAUAGUCUUUUCGUAAGUCAUGAUGCCAUUGAUGGACUCUUGAACUUUCAAACGGAAAUCAAAGGCAUCUCUCGUGUCGUCGAGGCGAAGCAUCCCGAGCAGCCAUUGGCAGUUCUCUUUCCAGCAGGAGCCCUGGUGCACCAUCGCUAUCGUACCACGGAGGGUGAUCCAAGAAGCUGCAUCAUUGUAGCUUUUCAUCUGUCGAGCAAACAUCCAGGCCAAAUUUCGGAACUGCCGCCAAUUUCCGGUCGGAAGAAAACUCUGAUUGAAUUCCUGGUCGGGUAUCAGGACGAACAUUCAAACGAAGAGCUAUUGUCUUUACUGUUGAGCGAAUCCCCACACAUUGAGGAAAAGAUCCAGGAGCUAUUCCAUCCAUCCCAUCCGAGUAAACUCAUUGAUAUCGCACCCCUUGCUCUGAAGGGCGAGAGUCUGACACAAUGGCGCAAUGCCGUUGUAGGUGCGCCAAGUCCCAUAACGCACAAAUUCAAUAACAAUCUUCGCCUGUCUGGCGCAGACUUCAGCGACCUGGACGCCCUCACCGAAAGACUAGCAGCCAUUAUGGACUACGACAAGCAUUGCAACCUGCAGAUGAUUCUUUACGAAGACGGCCGCGAGGAAAUCCGAAAACCAGGUCGCAAGAUCAUCGGCGAGAUGAAGAAGGAUGCUAUUAGGGCUCGCUUGCACGCUUGGACACCUGAGCUGCGCUCAGGCUCAUUUUCAGCGCACGACUUGGUUGAGCCGAGGACUCUGAGGAUAAUGUGCGAUGCAAUGGCCGCACUGGGAAAACACUUAGCUCAAAAUGUUGAUACUGGAGUGAAAGGCAAACCCUCGGAACGUGUGGUCGGCCAAAAGAAAAUAUUCAUGUCUCUAAGCCGCCUUAUGGUGGAUCUGGGAGAAGCCAUUGUGAGGUGUGAAGGCGUGGAGGCUUUCGUCGUGACCAGCUUAUUCCUUUUCUUGACGUCGGAAGAGAUUUACUCGAAUCUAUGUGAGUCGGACCAAGUUGCUAUCCGCUCCAUGUUGGUGGUGUUCCUAAGGAAUUAUGUGGCUACCAUUCUGCUUGUGGAGGCAACCGUAUCUUCUUGA
Aspergillus udagawae is the source of this 1800-nucleotide messenger RNA. RefSeq lists its product as uncharacterized. The transcript has a single exon. The record is from RefSeq and is a predicted model, not a curated record. Bases 1 to 1800 code for a protein of 599 amino acids. Lineage: Eukaryota; Fungi; Ascomycota; Eurotiomycetes; Eurotiales; Aspergillaceae.